AUGGAUGACGCGCCCCCCCUUUUGACUGAACUCGAAAACGAGUACUGCCCACCUCUAGACCCCGCACUUUUCGUUGCCAUUGUGGGCGAUUAUGACCUUAAUGACGAGUCCGCUAUCCAGCAGCUGCGCGAGACCUUAGACACACUAAAGAUAUCUGCAAAUGAGCAAGAAGAUGCCGUGUUUGACCCGUCUGGAACAAGUGGGUUCGACUUUCUGGAGGAUGCAUCAGGUAUUGCAUCCGCGCAAAGCGAAUCACAGACGCUAGGAUCGCAUGAAACAAACACAACAAGCCUGGGAUCGAAUUUCUCAUCACUCGGCGCAGAACUGGAUAGCAAUUCUGGACGGAAGCCCGACAGUAUUAAUGGCGCUUCAAAACAGUCAGGAGACUCCACAACUUCCAUUAAAGGGUUGAGCAAAUUAAGUUCAGAAGAUCAAGCAACAUACCUCAAUGAGAUGUUUCCCUCAAUCGACCGAUUUACUGUUUUGCAUACACUCGAGAAAAGUGACGGAAACGUUGAUAGGGCGAUGGAUGUUCUUUUAAACCUGUCUUUCUUUGAGGAUAGUCAGACUUCCGGCACCAAGGAAGAUUAUAUCUCGAUUCCUAAAGGCAUUGAGGGGUUCGAACACACAUCCUGCAGUAAUAAGGGACGCAGAAGAGCCAAGAAGAACAAGAACAAGCAGCAACUGCAGCAGCUAUCAGAGUCCGAUCUCUCACAGAACUCCUCAAGCGAUAGCAGCGGGCCCAAACCCGAGAAUAGAUGGGAUAACGGAAAGAAAGAUAUGGAGUUUAUCUGUUCGAGGACAGUCUUGACUAUGGUUACUGUUAGUUCAGCAUACCAUCUGAAUGGUGCCUCUCUACCGGCAACGAUACGCACCCUGGCAAGGGAUGAAGCCCAGAAGUGUUCAGAGAAAGACAUGGAGGAUGCGGUUACCCGUACCCAAGUUACUGAACUCCAGGAGGAAUUUUCAGCCAUUGCACCGAAAGAUCUCGCCGCUCUCCUAAGGCUAACGAGGAACUGCAUCUCCGCUGCGAAUGAGCUAGCAAGAAUAAUGGUAAUAGAUCCUAUACCAAAUCUUUUGCAGCCAGUGUAUAGGGCAGCUGAGCCAUCUGCGCCACUCCACACUACUACAAACCGUAAAUCUUCUAGAGUGCCAUCUGUUCCACCAGCAACAGCCGCGAGACCAAAUUACAACCCCGCCAUUAGCCGUGCCAUCGCAGACAGACAUCUCAUGGCGAGCCAGCAGGCAUUCCAGAAAGCCCAUUCUGCCUAUCGUCGUGGAAAAUCAGACCGCCUCAUGGGCGGCGCAGCAGGAUAUUACUCUUCUAUUGGCCGCGAACAUUUUGAAAAGGCCAAGAGAGAAUCUGCCGUUGCUGCAGAUGCACUAGUCUACAGCCAGUCAACCAGCAAUGUCCUAGACUUGCAUGGUGUCAGCGUCCAAGAUGCCGUGCGAAUCGCGAAGGAGGGUGUGGAAUCAUGGUGGGAAUCCCUAGGCGAUGAUAAGUAUUCCAACCGCAUGCGUGGACGGCCAGGAGUGCAGAGCUACCGAGUUGUCACCGGGCUUGGACGCCACAGUAAGAAUGGCACUGCGAGGCUAGGCCCCGCUGUUGCGCGGUGUUUGGUUAGAGAGGGCUGGAAAGUAGAAGUUGAGCGGGGCGCGCUGAUAGUGACUGGCUUGGCCGGACACCGAUGA
This is a messenger RNA of Microsporum canis CBS 113480, 1692 nucleotides long. Its product is annotated as smr domain-containing protein. The record is from RefSeq and is a predicted model, not a curated record. Gene Ontology annotation, molecular function: ubiquitin binding. The transcript has 2 exons. NCBI's taxonomy places the organism in Eukaryota, Fungi, Ascomycota, Eurotiomycetes, Onygenales, Arthrodermataceae. The coding region runs from base 1 to 1692 and encodes 563 amino acids.